Messenger RNA from Symbiodinium sp. CCMP2456, 527 nucleotides. NCBI's taxonomy places the organism in Eukaryota, Dinophyceae, Suessiales, Symbiodiniaceae. The record is from the annotation of a GenBank genome assembly.
GUGGAUGGCUGAGGGCCGAUACUUCCUGUGGCACUCUAACAACCUUGUCUGGAAUUGGCUAGAUACCUUCUUGGUGGUGACCUCCAUUGUGGAAAUUGUAGGGGAGAUCUCCGUGGCUGUUUCAGGUGGAUCGCAGGCUGCUGCUGACCUAAGCUCGAUCGGCAACAUGCGAGUCAUCCGCAUUGUGCGCAUCUCCCGGCUCUUGCGCGUCCUCCGCAUCGUACGCGUCUUACGAUUCGUGCGCUCUUUGAGAAACCUUGUCAGUUCUAUUGCCAUGACCUUCCGCUCCUUAGCUUGGUCCGUUGUCCUCCUGGUGAUCAUCAUCUACAUGUUUGGAGUUCUCUUGACGGAUGGCGUCACAGAAUUUUUGAACAGCGGGGAAGGCAUCGAACCGAUGCUGGAGAAGGAUCUGAGGAUGUACUUCGGAACGGUCCAUGGCGCCAUGCACACAUUGUUCCGGUCCAUCGCAAAUGGAAUCAGCUGGGACAUUGUCGUAAGACCGCUGGUUCAAGCGAGCUGGUUCUGGG